Messenger RNA from Melampsora larici-populina 98AG31, 348 nucleotides. RefSeq lists its product as uncharacterized. Lineage: Eukaryota; Fungi; Basidiomycota; Pucciniomycetes; Pucciniales; Melampsoraceae. Bases 1 to 348 code for a protein of 115 amino acids. The transcript is spliced from 2 exons. The record is from RefSeq and is a predicted model, not a curated record.
AUGAGAUGUAUGAAGUUUUUGAAUCAGAAUCAGAAUCAUGAUGGAAAUGGUCAAAGAUUAAAAGAUCAAGAAUGGGCUUCUGAUUCGAAUGUCUUGAUGGUUUAUCAUGCUUAUUUGGAUGGGAUUGGGAUUGGGAUUAAGUGGGUUUUGAAUAGGAUUAAAGUUUGGCUUGAAGAUGAAAAGAUCAUUAAUGUGAUCUUUCCUAGUUUUCAAGAUCAAUUAGGAUUAGAGUAUCAAAAGUUUUUUAAUUUUUGCAAGUUUGAGUUUUAUGAAUUGAUUAAAGAAGAAAAGAUUAAAACGUUUGAAAACUUUAAAAUCGAUUUACAAAACUUAAUUUAUGAUGAUUGA